AUGGUUUGGAGUUGGGGGAAUAAGGUUCUGGAUUUUGAUUCUUCCAGUAAUGCAGGCAAAAAUGAAGCCUCAUAUAUUAUUGCAAGUGGCGCAUUGGAUGGCACUGGAAGGCCAAUUACAUUCGAAGGAAGUGCUAUUGAUAUUAGCAUAACUUCUAUCGUAUCGAAGUUGUUUCUGUUCUCGUUAUGGGGCUCUCAACCUCCAAAUGUCGAAAUUUGGGGACUAGAAGGUCGGCACUUUCUUAGUGAGCACUAUGGCAAUGGAUGGAACAAAAUGAUAUCAUUCACUCUCGUGAACAAAACAUUUCUGCCUUUUCUUGUUAACCAAACCUUAAGUAGGGUUUAA
Botrytis deweyae is the source of this 345-nucleotide messenger RNA. RefSeq lists its product as uncharacterized. Bases 1 to 345 code for a protein of 114 amino acids. The transcript has a single exon. Lineage: Eukaryota; Fungi; Ascomycota; Leotiomycetes; Helotiales; Sclerotiniaceae. The record is from RefSeq and is a predicted model, not a curated record.